This is a messenger RNA of Lampris incognitus (smalleye Pacific opah), 1059 nucleotides long. RefSeq names its product amphiregulin (gene areg). NCBI's taxonomy places the organism in Eukaryota, Metazoa, Chordata, Actinopteri, Lampriformes, Lampridae. Gene Ontology annotation, biological process: positive regulation of cell population proliferation; positive regulation of mitotic nuclear division; epidermal growth factor receptor signaling pathway. The transcript has 6 exons. The coding region runs from base 70 to 780 and encodes 236 amino acids. The record is from RefSeq and is a predicted model, not a curated record.
ACACACACACAGACAGACACACACAGACCAGCACAGGACUCCGUCGUACAAGAAAUACUCUCCUGGGAUAUGAACACUCUGGUCCUUGCCUUUCUUCUGUAUACUGUCUGCAGUGCUCUGGGAUCCCUGGGGUCAGAGGUCACCUUCUCUCCGGGAUUGAGUCGAGUGAGUGGAGGUCCGGCCUCCGGGGGUGGCCUCCUUCAGACCUCUCUGAGCGAGGAUGAGGAGCUGGAAUUGGAAGAAGACCUUUCAGGAUCAGAAGAGUCGAGCUACGCACAUCCUGAUCUGCACCUCCGCAAAGAUGAGAGGAGGAAGAGGAAAAGCAAAGGCAGGAGGAAGAACAAGCAGAGGAGCAAAAACACCACCGUCUUCAACCCAGAGCACUCGUUCCACACCGGCGGAUACACGUCGGCUCACACCACCACCAUGGACCCCUGCACCUCCACACACCUGGGCUACUGCAUCCACGGCCUCUGCAAGUACAUGGAGGACUUGCAGGAGCCCGUGUGUGUCUGUAUGAGGGGUUUCGAUGGUGAGCGCUGCGGGAUCCAGACACUGGAGACCGGGAGGCAAGGGGAGGAAGAGGAGGGUAGCAGAUCCGAAGUGGUGCAGACAGUCCUGGUGAUUAUCGCCGUGGUUCUGUCGGUCAUCAGCUGCAUCGCCAUCCUGCUCAUGACCUGCGCCCAUUACAGGUCACACAAAAACUUCCUGGCGGCCUACCUUGGAACCGGGACGGAGACCGAGAAGCUGCAGAAACCAGUUGGUAACAUCAUUGUGUGAGCAUCAAUGGCAGAAUUGAACGACCAGCCGGUCCAGGAUUGAUGUGGAUGAGGCAGGCGACCCUGAGACCAGUAGACUGACAUGAGACGUUGUGUAGAAACUCUUCUUCUCUUACUUUGGUAGAUUGUAAUUUAUUGUCAUUAUUUAUUGCUAAGUAAAGAAAGACUGCGUGUAAUAGUUUGUAUGUUGUUGGACUUGUUGUCUUGCUAAAGACCAGCAGACUGAUGCUGAGCGUCCGGUCUGUGGUCGUACUGUAGUUGUGGUACUGUAUUUAUUGCA